Epinephelus moara (kelp grouper) is the source of this 4119-nucleotide messenger RNA. RefSeq names its product exostosin-1a-like. Gene Ontology annotation, cellular component: membrane. The coding region runs from base 986 to 3217 and encodes 743 amino acids. The record is from RefSeq and is a predicted model, not a curated record. Lineage: Eukaryota; Metazoa; Chordata; Actinopteri; Perciformes; Serranidae. Gene Ontology annotation, molecular function: glycosyltransferase activity. The transcript is spliced from 11 exons.
UCAGCAGCAGUCGUUCUGGUGGGACUACCGUCCUGCUCCUUUGCUUGGCUUGCAGUCUUCACAGCACCUCUUGUUUUUGUGUGUGUGUGAGCCGCCGCUUGGACACUUCACGCGACUGGAGAAAUUCACGGAGAAAUUAGCUCGUCGGCUUCGUGGGAAGAGCGAAGGACAAGUUGUGGACGAAUGAAGAGACGUUGUUUUGAGAGGAAGGAGGCAGACUGCCUGGCUGUCUUUACUUCCAACCAGCGUUAAAGCUACUUUGAUGCAGCCGCUUAGCUAACAAGCUAACUGUGAAUGUUUUCAGAAACUAGCCAGUCUGUUAGCUUGCUAGCUAGCCAAAUCGGAUGGGCAACUUCGCUGUAUAGAUUUAGCAAAGGGUUAUAAUGGUAACGUUACGUUUAUCUUCCGGUACGUUGAGUGAAAGAACUGUGGCAACGUCUCAAACUGGGUAUGUUGAAUGUUUAGGGCUCCAAUGCCCGCUUGGUUGCUAAUUUCCAGAAGGGACAAUAGUUAACAGUCCAGGCAACAAGUCUGGCACACACUGCUGCUGUAACGUUACCCAAGUUUGUACUCAUUGUGUGCCAUGUUAUUAGUGGCAGUUUGGGUCUACUUAGCCAAACAUGAGCACUGUGUGGUGAAAAUGAGCGUUUGAGCACCGUAUAGAUGAGGGUAUACAAAGGGGUGCCACUUUAACGUUAGAUCCCCGUUUCCAAGUGGAUCGGGUCCCUGUUGUACAGUAGAAACUGAUAGUCGACACAACUAUUGACGAGGAGGCGAGGUGGAUGAACAUUAUAAAUCGCCCACAUGCUUUGGAUCAGUUCCCGGACUUGCGAAAGGUAUCUGAAGCAGAAGGUGGGAGACGUGAGCGCACAGCCCUUGCAGCCCGGGGGAAGAUGGCGGAGCGUUCCCGCAGGAGGUGGUGAAGCCAAAACUUGGGGACUUCUUGGAUUUAUCGCCAGACAUCUUAUCCCAGAUCGUAGGACACAUGCAGGCCAAAAAACGGUACUUAACUCUGUUCUCCGCCGGCGCGUGUCUCCUUCUCUUGUUUUGUUUUGGGGGGAUACAAGUCCCGCUAUCCAGACGGGGUCCCAGCCGGCGUGAUGACCGCAGCCUCACCGGUUAUCACCCCGGGGCGCGGUGGCGUCGCUUCCCGGGGCCCCUGCAGCCUUUCAGCUCCUGGGAGCAAGACCGGACUGAUAAUCACAAUGAACACAUAUCUCCAAGACAGAAGAGGGACGCCAACUCAGGCGUUUACACUGGAAAACGCUGCAGAAUGGACUCCUGCUUUGAUUUCUCCCUUUGUAGGAAGAAUGGGUUCAAAGUUUACGUCUACCCCCAGCAGAAAGGGGAGAAGAUGUCAGAGAGCUAUCAGAACAUCUUGUCCUCUAUUGAAGGAUCCAUGUUCUACACACCCGACCCAGGACAGGCAUGCCUGUUUGUCCUGAGUUUGGACACACUGGACCGGGACCAGCUUUCACCCCAGUAUGUGCACAACUUGAAAGCAAAAGUCCAGAGCCUUCAUCUGUGGAAUGGGGGCAAAAACCACAUCAUCUUUAACUUAUACUCUGGCACCUGGCCAGACUACACAGAAGAUCUUGGCUUUGAUAUCGGCCUCGCCAUGCUGGCCAAGGCCAGCAUCAGCACCGAGAACUUUAGGCCCAACUUUGACGUUUCUAUCCCUCUUUUCUCUAAAGACCACCCGAGGACAGGAGGGGAAAGGGGUUACCUGAAACAUAACACCAUCCCCCCUUAUAGGAAGUACAUGCUUGUUUUUAAGGGGAAGAGGUACCUAACUGGAAUAGGUUCAGACACAAGGAACGCUUUAUAUCAUGUUCAUAACUCAGAGGAUGUGGUCCUCCUCACCACCUGUAAGCAUGGGAAGGACUGGCAGAAGCACAAAGAUGCACGCUGUGAUAAAGACAAUGCAGAGUAUGACAAGUAUGAUUACAGAGAGAUGCUAUACAACUCCACGUUCUGCCUGGUACCUCGAGGACGACGGCUGGGUUCUUUUCGCUUCUUAGAGGCUUUACAGGCAGCUUGUGUGCCAGUGAUGCUAAGUAAUGGCUGGGAGCUGCCCUUCUCAGAGAUCAUCGACUGGAAUACGGCAGCUGUGAUUGGGGAUGAAAGGCUGCUACUACAGAUCCCCUCAACAGUGCGCUCCAUCCACCAGGAUAAGAUCCUGUCCCUUAGACACCAGACCCAGUUCCUAUGGGAGGCUUAUUUCAACUCUGUGGAGAAGAUAGUACUGACCACACUGGAGAUCAUCCAGGACCGGGUACUGCAGCACACAUCAAGGAGUAACCUCAUGUGGAACAGUCUGCCUGGAGGUCUUUUCACCCUGCCUCAGUACUCUACAUACUUGGGAGACUUCCCCUUCUACUACGCUAAGCUGGGUAUUAAACCAUACACCAAGUUUACAGCAAUCAUUUAUGUGGUGAGCCCACUGGUCUCCCAAUCCCAGCCAGUCAUGAAGCUGCUUAUGGCCGUGGCCAAAUCUCAGUACUGUGCUCAGGUGAUAGUUCUGUGGAACUGCGACAAGCCUCUUCCUGCCAAGCACCGCUGGCCCGUCACAUCAGUCCCUGUCAUUGUUAUAGAAGGCGAAAGCAAGGUAAUAAGCAGUCGUUUUCUGCCCUACGACACCAUCCCCACUGAUGCUGUACUCAGUCUGGAUGAGGACACCGUGCUCUCCACCACAGAGGUGGACUUUGCCUUCACAGUAUGGCAGAGUUUCCCAGACCGCAUUGUUGGUUACCCAGCCCGCAGCCACUUCUGGGACAGCAACAAGGAGCGCUGGGGGUACACGUCCAAAUGGACCAACGACUACUCUAUGGUGCUGACUGGGGCUGCCAUUUAUCACAAAUACUACCACUACUUGUACACCACCUACCUUCCAGCCAGUCUGAAGGCCAUGGUUGACCAGAUGUCAAACUGUGAGGACAUCCUGAUGAAUUUUCUGGUGUCCUCUGUGUCUAAACUACCACCCAUCAAGGUCACCCAGAAAAAACAAUACAAGGAGACUAUGAUGGGACAGAGCUCCCGGGCGUCUCGCUGGGCUGACCCGGACCAUUUUGCCCAGCGUCAGACCUGCAUGAACAAGUUUGCCAGCUGGUUUGGCACCAUGCCCCUGGUCCAUUCUCAGAUGAGGCUGGACCCAGUGCUGUUCAAAGACCAGGUGUCCAUACUGCGGAAAAAGUACAGGGACAUCGAGAGGCUAUAACCCUCCAAAGCCCCCUCGCUCUCUGGACACAACAAAGACAGAGCGAAGGGGCGGACACGUUGAGAAACGCAGAGCCUUCCAUGAGUGCAUGGCUGCAUCAAUGGAGAAGCAAGUGGGAUUGAGUACAGGGAGAGAGGAGGAAAAAGAAACUGGAACAGAUGUGGAGGACGCCACAUUCGUUGUGUCCAUUUCUCCUUUCUACCCUUUCUCUUUUGUGUUUUGGGGGAUAGCUGAGCACACAGUCCCUCUAUAUACACUAUGACUACCACCGACUGAAGGACACCUGAGGACUUUAAAACUGCUCGACUUUGAACAGAAGUGGUCAAAGUCAUGGAGUUGAAAAUCAUAGCUUGCUGCUUCAGUGUCCCAACAGUGGCAAACCACUCUCAACUCCAACCCAUUGAGAAAAAAAAGACUGUCUGUUCUGCUCUGUACACUCUACACAGGCUCCUGAACAUUUUUUGCUGAAAGAAUAUUAUUGAUAAUUAUGACUAUGAAGAGGUAACACUAUUUUGGAUUGUGUUUAGCUAUUUUUUUUAUACAGUGAAUGAAUGGCCAGCACUGCUCUCUCUGUAUUGUCUUAAUUAAAACCAAUAACAGGGCGGGUGAAGAGAGGAACGACAACCCCUCAACCACAGAACUGAGUUAUGAUCGUUGAUCUGAUAUUCACAGUGCCUCAAGUUUAUCUACUGGCGUUGGGAUCUGGGAGUGUGAGUAAAAGACAUGGUGCAGAAUGAGCACCUUGAUCUUGCUGCUUUGUUUUUGUUUUUCAUGAUUUGCUUUAUAAUUAAUGGAAUAAUGGAUCUUGUAGUGAAUUCUUCAGGUCAGCAUUCACAUUUCUUCCUUGCUGAAAUAUAAUGAAAAUUGAUUUUCAUCCAGUUGAUUAAAUUAUCAUUGUGUGU